Messenger RNA from Sugiyamaella lignohabitans, 3102 nucleotides. It is a transcript of the gene YCS4, whose product is annotated as Ycs4p. The record is from RefSeq and is a predicted model, not a curated record. The coding region runs from base 1 to 3102 and encodes 1033 amino acids. The transcript has a single exon. Lineage: Eukaryota; Fungi; Ascomycota; Dipodascomycetes; Dipodascales; Trichomonascaceae. Gene Ontology annotation, cellular component: condensed chromosome, centromeric region; nucleus. Gene Ontology annotation, biological process: meiotic chromosome condensation; mitotic cell cycle; mitotic chromosome condensation. Gene Ontology annotation, molecular function: histone binding.
AUGUUCUUACUGCAGUGGUAUCUUGUAAAUCUGGACCAAAGCCUAACCAAACUCAAAGUCAGUAGCGCCUCCACCGCUAGUGGCAAAGUUGCAUCAAAUAAGAAUAACAAGGAGUUUCAGACGGGGGUAUCAAGUAUUUUGGCCUCUUAUGAUGUUAUUUGCAAGUGCUUAAGAGCAUUUUCGGAAGAUCUUUUUGUGACUACCUCUGAACGGGAUUUAUUUGCAGGAUUAUAUCUACGACCUGCCUAUCUUUUUCUAGAGAAUGAGCAGCUGGUUAAAGAUGAAGGUGUUAGAAUGCAUUUGUUCAAAUGUAUUUGCAUAGCAGUUAAAUCACAUCAUCAACAAUUGGGCGUUUUAACGUCUCUAUUACAAUUACUUAUCUAUUACGAGCAUUUAUCGGAGCCCCUAGCUGAACUUCUUCAAAUUUUAUAUGAACAAUACGAUCACUCAGGAUUGGGAGAUGAAAUUUUACAUGAGUUGAGUACUAAGACCUUCAAUAACAAUGAUGCUAAGAGUCCCAAAGUCAUUUCUGUCUUUUUGAUCAAACUUUCCAAACUUGCUCCAUUGCUAGUCAUGAAAAAUAUGACGGUAAUCGUCAAGCUUCUGGACAGUGAGUCAUUUACACUCAGAUGUGCCAUUAUUGAAGUGGCUGGUAAUAUUGUAAUUCACUUCUGUCGUCAGGAUGGUGAUCAAUCCGAGGAGACUGGUGCCAAUAUUGAACAACACAAGACUCAAGUGCAUGUGUUGUUAGAUUUGGUUGAAGAGCGCUCAAUGGACAUCAAUCCGUACUGUAGAUCCAAGGCGCUACAGGUGUUAUCAGCUAUUUGUGAACUGGAAACAAAGUUUGUUAAAAGGAGACCAGUAAUGACAAAGAUAGCAGUUCAAGCGCUCAAGGACAGAGCCACUUUAGUGAGAAGACAAGGAAUCAAGCUUAUCAAUCGAUUGAUUUCUACUCAUCCUUUCAAUCAGUUACAUGGAUCUCAAUUGAACCUGAAAGAAUGGAAAGGCCGACUAGCCGGAGUCAACCAAGAGCUGGACAAAAUCGUUCCUUCCGACGCCGGUGAUAUGUCUAUGCUUGAUCCCGAUGCUCUAGAUAGCCCAUCAGAUGAUGAUAGUGAAGGGGCCCCGGAAAAGCAGACCACACCAACAGCUGACGUCGAACUAAUCAACAAACUGCAACUAACUGCCAAAUACUACAGUGAAGCAAUUGAAUUUAUCAACCUUAUUCAUGAAGCUCUUGAUAGAUGUGAGACUCUCUUAUUAUCUAAGCACAAGACAGAGGUGAUUGAUUCCAUGGAUCUGUUUGUUCUAGCAGAUGCAUAUGGGAUUCAACAUGCUAGUACCGGAAUCCGUAAAAUGAUCCAUCUUAUCUGGGCGAAAGCAAACAAUGACGAGGGCCAGCAAAUUCAGAGUCAUCUUGUGGACUGCUACCAGCGAUUGUUCUUUGAAACUCCAGCAGAGAUGCCAGAGAGAGAAGCAAAUAUACUGGUUGCGAGAAACUUAAUGAGCUUAACGUAUGGUGCCACUUUAGCAGAGUUGGCUUCUUUGGAAAAGCUGUUGAUGUUGGCUAUGGAGAAGGACCAGCUUAUUUCUCCAGGUGUAAUCAGAACGCUAUGGAAAGUAUAUAGUUUUCAACAGCGGGAAAUUUCCAAAUCUCAGAGACGUGGCGCUAUUAUUAUAAUAGGAAUGAUUGCCAAGGCAGACCAUUCGGUGGCAACAGCUGGAAUGGAAAUGCUACUUAAAAUUGGUCUUGGUGAGCAAGGAAGAGCGGACUUGGGUCUAGCCAAAUACACAUGCGUGGCACUCCAGCAAUGUGUUUCAGAAGACGAAUGGAAGAAGGCCAAUACUGGUAGCCCUGCUAGGCUACAGGUCACUCAUGAGGCUAUUGCCGCCCUUGCAAAUGUGCUUAUCGAUCAUUGCGAUGAUUGGGAAUGGUUUGGUGUUGCUGAGCAGGCAAUCAAGGCAAUAAAUGAUUUGUGUGAGUCGCCAGAUAUUGUCUUUUCUGAAAUAAUCCGGACAAAAACGAAGAAGAUAUUUGGUGCUGAGGAAAGCACUCGUACGCCGAAGCAAAAAGAAGCAUCUUUGAGUCAGCUUUUGUUUAUUAUCGGAGAUGUAGCUCUUAAAACUCUUGUACAUCUUGAAAGAUGUGAGAUUCUUUUCAAGAGAUCAAAGAUCGCAUCUGAAAAGGCAAGUGCUAGCCAAAGAGAAUCUAAGUCAAAAGAUGAUGGUAACAAGUCGGCUUCAGCUGAGCAAGAAGAUGAUCUUAACGCAGCUGCUGGUGGAGGAACUUCGGAAGAUGACUUUUCAGAAGCAAUUGCAUAUAUUCGAGAAAGGGAACUUUUGUUUGGAGAAAAGUCCCUCUUGACAAGAUUUGGUGUAAUGGUGUCAAACAUUUGUCGACAGGGACUCUCAAAGAACUUGGAUGAGAAGCUGAACGUGUCAGCCACGUUAUGUCUGGCCAAAUUUAUGUGUGUGUCGGCUACCUAUUGUGAGCAGAAUUUGCAAAUAUUGAUGGCAUUAAUGGACAAGUCCGAUAAUUCCACAAUCCGAAGCAACUGUGUACUUGCAUUAGGAGAUAUUGCUGUAUGCUUCAACUAUAUGCUUGAUGAGAAUACCGAUUUCUUAUAUCGCAGGCUCCAUGAUAGAUUCUCUGUUGUCCAGAGGACAUGUUUGAUGACGCUUACCUUCUUAAUUUUAGCUGGACAAGUCAAGGUCAAGGGUCAAUUGGGUGAAAUGGCCAAGUGCCUCGAAGAUCCGGAUAAGCGGAUUUCUGAUUUGGCUCGAAUGUUCUUUACCGAACUAUCGACAAAGGACAAUGCCAUUUAUAAUGGCUUUAUUGACAUGUUCUCUAUGCUCAGUGCUGAUGGUGACUUAUCUCAAGAAUCACUUCAUAAAAUUCUCAAGUUCCUCAGUUCGUUUAUCGACAAAGAGAAGCAAGUCAAACAAUUAUCCAACAAGUUGCUUGAUAGAUUGGUUCGUAGUGAGAGUCAGAAGGCAUGGAAUGAUAUCAGUUACGUCCUUGGUAUUCUUCCCCAUAAAAGUGAGGAGAUCGAUGCCAAGAUUCAGGAAGGAUUUAAAUAUACUGCGGUCAUUGUCGAGUAA